Impatiens glandulifera is the source of this 1646-nucleotide messenger RNA. Its product is annotated as putative esterase/lipase HI_0193. The record is from RefSeq and is a predicted model, not a curated record. Lineage: Eukaryota; Viridiplantae; Streptophyta; Magnoliopsida; Ericales; Balsaminaceae. The transcript has 13 exons. Bases 194 to 1354 code for a protein of 386 amino acids.
CUUUUUUUUUUCUACUAUUCUCCCCGAGAGAAAAAGACGAGCACCCGUAUCUCGGAGGUGUCAGCAGAGCGACGCGGCGGGAGCGAGACAGACAAAGAGUAACGCUCCGGUGUCUCCGCCGCCAACGUCCUGAAAAGCAUAUAUAUAUAUAUUCCUUGUUUGUUAAUCGGGCAUAUUCUUAUGAUCUGUUGGAAUGUCGUCGUCGUCGGCGCUAAUCAACCUCCCUCCGGCAACCCAGUUUCCCAGAUUAUCCAUCACUUGUUCUACAUUUCGGAAUUCUCACUGGACCAAUAGGUUCUCCAUCACACCGCCUCUACUGACCCAUUUCCAGAACAGUGAAUUCCUCCUCACCCCCCUCCCAAAAUCUGUUCAUUCUAGGAGAAGACUACCUAAAGCUUCAAUAGUAGAUGAGGAGGGCCUUGCACAUCGAACGGAUGUCUUUCGCCCAGCUGAUAUCUUGGCAUAUGAUCUAAUUCAAGGAGCAAAUGUAAGAUGGAGUUAUAUUAUGGACAAGUCAGUACCCCAUCCUCCAACAGCUGUUCUCGUUCAUGGAAUUUUAGGCUGUAGGAAGAACUGGGGAAGUUUUGCUCGAAGAUUGGCGCAAGAAUUCCCAAAAUGGCAGUUCCUAAUGGUAGACUUGCGCUGUCAUGGUGAUUCUGCCGCAAUUAACAAGAGGGGUCCGCAUAAUGUUCAUUCAGCUGCUCUAGAUGUCUUAAAACUUCUAGGGAAACUGAAAAUAACGCCUCGUGUUGUAGUAGGUCACAGUUUUGGAGGAAAAGUUGCCUUGAGCAUGGUGGAUCAAGCCGCAAAACCACUGGCACGACCAGUCAGAGUAUGGGUUUUAGAUGCGUCUCCUGGAAAAGUCCGAGCUGGUGGAGAUGGAGAAGACCAUCCAGCUGAAUUAAUUUCUUUUCUUAGUACAUUGCCAAAAGAGAUUGCUUCAAAGCGGGAGGUUGUGAAUUUGUUGGUUGCAGAAGGAUUUUCAAAAGAUGUUGCACAGUGGGUCGCAACUAAUCUCAGGCCAAGCAGCACGCCCACUUCUUUACCUGGUUUCUCAUGGGCUUUUGACCUCAAUGGAAUUUCUGAGAUGUAUCAAUCCUAUGAGGAAACAAACAUGUGGAAAAUAGUGGAAGACGUGCCAAGAGGUGUACAUGUUAACUUUUUGAAAGCGGAAAGGAGCUUACACAGGUGGGCUCUUGAAGAUCUUCAGAGGAUUCAUGCUGCUGAGGAGGUGGCAGUUGAUGAGGGGGGAGGAGUAGAAAUGCAUGUCCUUGAAGAUGCUGGUCACUGGGUGCAUGCUGACAAUCCAGAUGGCCUCUUCAGGAUUCUUUCUUUCUCAUUUCAUGGAGUUUAAAUUGAGACACUUUUGAGAAUGCCAAUGGGAAUAUGACUACAAAAAAUUGUACUUUUUGUUAAAUCAUCAUUUUCUCACAAACACCCCCCUCACCCACCAAAAAAAAAUGGUCAUUAGCAUAGAUUCAUUCUAGGGGUUAAGCGGUUUUGACUUCAUCAGAAAUUGUUGUGUUUUUCAUAUUUUUCUACUUUGAUAAAAACAACUCAGGUAUUACUAGUGCUAAUAGUAUCAAGAUCAUCAUGGUAUCUUUUGAAAAUUGUAAUUCCUUAUUAAAAUGUUAUAUUUUAGUAUU